Pyrus x bretschneideri (Chinese white pear) is the source of this 2182-nucleotide messenger RNA. RefSeq names its product transmembrane 9 superfamily member 3. Gene Ontology annotation, biological process: protein localization to membrane. The record is from RefSeq and is a predicted model, not a curated record. The transcript is spliced from 7 exons. Gene Ontology annotation, cellular component: membrane. NCBI's taxonomy places the organism in Eukaryota, Viridiplantae, Streptophyta, Magnoliopsida, Rosales, Rosaceae. The coding region runs from base 96 to 1871 and encodes 591 amino acids.
UUAUCCGGUUGCUUUAGUUCCUUCGUUCAUUGGCUCACUUUCUCCGGUUGAAAAAAUAUCACUCGAUCUUCUUCUUCUUCUUCUCCGUCGAGACCAUGAAGAACCUCCCUACCGCUCUUCUACUCGCCGUUCUAAUCGUGUGCACCGCCACUCUCGUGAGAUCGGACGCUUCCGACCACCGCUACAACGAAGGCGACGCCGUCCCCCUCUACGCCAACAAAGUCGGCCCCUUCCACAACCCCAGCGAAACGUAUCGGUAUUUUGAUCUGCCCUUCUGCUCAGCAGGUGAUGUGAAGGAGAAGAGGGAGGCGCUCGGAGAGGUGUUGAAUGGGGAUCGGCUUGUUAGUGCUCCCUAUAAUCUUGAGUUCAGAAAAGAUAAGGACUCUGAGGUUGCUUGUAGAACGAUGCUGACCAAGGAAGAAGUUGUGCAGUUUCGAACUGCUGUGAAAAAAGACUACUACUUCCAAAUGUAUUAUGAUGAUUUGCCCAUCUGGGGCUUUUUGGGAAAGGUUGACAAGGAAGGAAAAACUGACCCGAGGGAAUACAAAUAUUUCCUUUACAAGCAUAUCCAAUUUGAUGCUCGGUACAAUAAAGACCGUGUCAUUGAAAUCACCGCCAAGAUGGAUCCUCAUUCUGUUGUAGACUUGACAGAGGACAAGGAUGUUGAUGCAGAUUUCAUGUACAGUGUAAAAUGGUCGGAUACAAACAUUCCCUUCGAGAAUAGAAUGGAUAAAUACUCACAGUCCUCUUCACUGCCACAUCACUUGGAAAUUCAUUGGUUCUCAAUCAUAAAUUCAUGCGUCACGGUUCUCCUUUUGACGGGUUUUCUUGCAACGAUUCUCAUGCGAGUCCUGAAGAACGAUUUCAUGAAGUAUGCACAAGAUGAGGAAGCUGCUGAUGACCAAGAAGAGACUGGAUGGAAGUACAUUCAUGGUGAUGUUUUCCGGUUCCCCCAGCACAAAUCUUUGUUUGCUGCUGCCCAUGGUUCUGGAACCCAGCUGUUCACUCUCACAAUAUUCAUCUUUAUGCUCGCACUGGUUGGUGUAUUUUAUCCAUACAACCGAGGCGCUUUAUUCACUGCGCUUGUGGUCAUAUAUGCACUGACUUCUGGCAUUGCGGGAUAUACUGCAACUUCUUUCUAUUGUCAGCUUGAAGGAAAAAACUGGGUGAGAAAUUUGUUACUUACUGGGUGCCUUUUCUGCGGGCCUCUGUUCCUGACUUUCUGCUUCCUUAACACUGUUGCAAUUGCUUAUAGUGCAACCGCAGCUCUUCCUUUUGGUACUAUUGUGGUAAUUGUUCUUAUUUGGACAUUGGUAACAUCACCAUUGCUUGUUUUGGGUGGUAUUGCCGGGAAAAACAGCAAGGCUGAGUUCCAAGCUCCUGUUCGCACCACAAAGUAUCCUCGAGAAAUUCCACCUCUUCCAUGGUACAGGACUACCAUUCCUCAGAUGGCAAUGGCUGGGUUUCUCCCUUUCAGUGCAAUAUACAUUGAACUUUACUACAUAUUUGCCAGCGUCUGGGGUCACAGGAUUUACACAAUCUACAGCAUCCUGUUUAUUGUAUUUAUUAUUCUUUUGAUUGUCACUGCCUUUAUAACUGUGGCUUUGACCUAUUUCCAACUUGCUGCCGAAGAUCAUGGGUGGUGGUGGAGGUCUUUCCUAUGCGGUGGAUCUACUGGCCUCUUCAUCUAUGGCUAUUGCUUGUAUUAUUACUACGCCCGUUCAGAUAUGACUGGCUUUAUGCAAACGUCUUUCUUCUUCGGUUACAUGGCUUGCAUUUGCUACGGCUUCUUCCUCAUGCUAGGCACCGUAGGUUUCCGAGCAGCUUUGCUGUUUGUUCGUCACAUUUACAAGUCCAUCAAGUGUGAGUAGGUGGUCGGUUGAUGGGUCUGGCGCGUAGGCCCUCCUGUCUUCCUUUUUUAUGAUAGGAAAAAGUCGGUAUUUUUGUUAGAAGGUAGGCGAGAGGGUGCCUUCAGAAGCAGAGGAAGCAGCGAGCCUUCGCGAAUCAAAUCUUUCGGGGCCUCUGUUGCGCGUUUGCUUCAGGCGUAGGGAAAAUUUGGGGCAUUAGGGUUUCACUAGAUUUAUGUCAUAGAACAGAAGUAUGAAUGUGGGGGAACGCAAGAGAUUGCUGUAUGGCCGCAUUUUACCCCACUCUCUGAAAUGACUCUUUCCAUAUUAGCUUA